AUGAGCGAGACGGAGGAAAAAGUCCAGCGCGAGGUCAAGGACCAUCUGCUGUUCGAGGUUGCGACCGAGGUCGCCCACCGCGUUGGUGGUAUCUAUUCCGUCAUCAAAUCGAAAGCUCCUGUCACGACAGCUGAAUAUGGCGACCGCUACACUCUCAUCGGUCCUCUCAACCACCAAUCGGCCGCCGUCGAGGUGGAAGAGCUCGAGCCGACCAACCCUGCUAUUCGCGAGAGUAUCGAGGCGAUGAAGAAUCGGGGGAUUGGUUUGUUGUACGGACGCUGGCUCAUCGAGGGCGCGCCCAGGGUGCUCCUGAUCGACACCAAGACGGCGUAUGGCUACAUGAAUGAGUGGAAGGCGGAUCUCUGGAACACUGCCGGGAUCCCCUCCCCUCCUAACGACGACGAGACUAACGAAGCCAUUGUCUUCGGAUACUUGGUAGCCUGGUUCCUUGGCGAGUUCGUCUCUCGCGAGAAGAAGAAGGCCGUCAUUGCCCACUUCCACGAGUGGCUGGCGGGCGUUGCUCUGCCGCUGUGCAAAAAGCGGCGCAUGGAUGUAACCACAAUCUUCACCACACACGCCACGCUCCUUGGGCGCUACCUCUGCGCCGGCUCCGUCGAUUUCUACAACAACUUGCAAUGGUUCGACGUCGAUGCCGAGGCUGGUAAACGAGGCAUUUACCACAGAUAUUGUAUCGAGCGUGCCGCGGCACAUGCCUGCGAUGUCUUUACCACUGUCUCCCACAUCACUGCUUUCGAGAGCGAGCACUUGCUGAAGCGCAAGCCGGACGGUGUCCUGCCCAAUGGACUCAACGUCACAAAGUUUUCUGCCAUGCACGAGUUCCAGAAUCUCCACCAGGUCUCCAAAGAGAAAAUCCACGACUUCGUCCGUGGGCACUUCUACGGCCACUACGACUUUGAGCCCGAGAAUACGCUCUACUUCUUCACUGCGGGUCGUUAUGAGUUCAGAAAUAAGGGCGUGGACAUGUUCAUCGAGUCUCUCGCUCGUCUGAACCAUCGCCUCAAGGCGGCCGGUAGCAAGACAACCGUCGUUGCUUUCGUCAUCAUGCCUGCCCAGACGACAUCUUUGACAGUCGAAGCCCUCAAGGGCCAGGCCGUUAUAAAGUCGCUCCGCGAUACAGUCGAUGUCAUUGAGAAAGGAAUUGGCCGUCGCGUUUUUGAGCGCUCACUCAAGUGGCACGAGGGCGACGCCCUUCCCGAUGAGAAGGAGCUCAUCACCAGCGCCGACAGGGUGCUUCUCCGUCGCCGUCUGUUUGCGAUGAAGAGACAUGGGCUACCCCCAAUUGUCACACACAACAUGGUCAAUGACUCGGAAGAUCCCAUCCUCAACCAGAUCCGUCGCGUACAGCUCUUCAACCACCCUUCGGACCGCGUCAAGAUUGUCUUCCACCCCGAGUUCCUGAGCUCGUCCAACCCUGUCCUGCCGCUUGACUACGACGACUUCGUCCGUGGCACGCACAUGGGUAUCUUUGCUUCGUACUACGAGCCUUGGGGCUACACUCCCGCGGAAUGUACCGUCAUGGGCGUGCCCAGCAUCACUACCAACCUUUCCGGAUUUGGUUGCUACAUGGAGGAGCUGAUUGAGAACUCGAGUGAUUAUGGAAUCUACAUUGUCGACCGUCGCUCGAAGGGUGUUGAUGACUCCGUCAAUGAGUUGACGUCGCACAUGUUUGACUUCUGCCAGAAGAGCCGUCGCCAGAGAAUCAACCAGAGGAACAGAACCGAGCGCCUCAGUGAUCUGCUGGAUUGGAAGAGGAUGGGUAUGGAGUAUGUCAAGGCUCGGCAGCUUGCUCUGCGCAGAGCCUACCCUGACUCCUUCGUGGGUCGCCAAGACGACGACUUUAUUCCCGGCGUCGAGCAGAAGAUCUCAAGGCCGUUCUCUGUGCCCGGCUCGCCCAGAGACCGCUCUGGCAUGAUGACACCGGGCGACUUCGCCAGUCUGCAGGAAGGACGCGAAGGACUGAAUACGGAGGACUAUGUUGCUUGGAAAUUGCCUGAAGAGGAAGAUCCCGACGAGUACCCGUUCCCGCUCACCCUGCGGACCAAGAAGCCCACGAUAUCGGGUGACGCAUCGCCCCUCGACAGCAUCCAGCUUAAUGGUGGCAACUGA
Messenger RNA from Microdochium trichocladiopsis, 2127 nucleotides. RefSeq names its product family 3 glycosyltransferase. The coding region runs from base 1 to 2127 and encodes 708 amino acids. The transcript has 5 exons. Gene Ontology annotation, molecular function: alpha-1,4-glucan glucosyltransferase (UDP-glucose donor) activity. The record is from RefSeq and is a predicted model, not a curated record. Gene Ontology annotation, biological process: glycogen biosynthetic process. Gene Ontology annotation, cellular component: cytoplasm. NCBI's taxonomy places the organism in Eukaryota, Fungi, Ascomycota, Sordariomycetes, Xylariales, Microdochiaceae.